UUUGGCUCAAGCGGAGCCUCCUUGCCGACGCUGGCGGCAAAGGAAGAUGGCUGAGCUGCAAAACGAGAAGACAGCUCCUCCAGCCAAAAAGAGAAAGUCGGAGGAUGCAGUGAACGGUCUGAAUGUGGACCAUGUCUUGGACUCGCUGCUCCACGUCCGGAAAAGGCCUCCCAUCAAUCAGUCAGUCACAAUUCCUGAGGAAGUUGUGAAAGAUUUGUGCCAUGUGGCUUUGACCAUAUUCCAUCAGCAGCCAAUGCUCCUGGAGCUGGAUUCUCCGCUGAAUCUUUGCGGCGAUGUCCAUGGCCAGUACCAUGACCUCCUGAGAAUCUUUGACACUAGCGGGUAUCCCCCGCAGGCCAACUAUUUGUUCUUGGGUGACUACGUUGAUAGAGGAAAGCGCAGCUUGGAGACGAUUUGCUUGCUUUUUGCCUACAAGGUCAAGUUUCCAGAGAACUUCUUCCUCCUACGUGGAAAUCAUGAGUCGCCCUCCAUUUGUAGGAUCUAUGGCUUUUAUGACGAAUGCAAGUCACGCUACAGCAUCAAGAUUUGGAAAACUUUUUGUGAUGUCUUCAAUUAUAUGCCGGCGUGUGCCCUUAUUGCGGAUAAGGUGAUUUGCAUGCAUGGUGGGCUGUCCUUCGAUAUGAUAGACGCCAAAGUUGACUUGCGGAGCAAGAUCAAUUCCAUGCAAAGGCCUGCAGACAUUCCGGACUCUGGGUUCCUUUGUGACCUACUAUGGUCGGAUCCAUCCGAGGCCACCCAGGGCUUUGGAGUGAAUGACCGGGGUGUCUCGGUUUCGUUUGGGCCAGAGAUUGUUCAGCAGUUCCUGAAGCUACAUGAUUUCGACCUGAUUGUUAGAGCACACCAGGUUGUUGAGGAUGGGUACGAGUUCUUCUCCAACAGAGGACUUGUGACCCUUUUUUCUGCACCAAACUACUGCGGAGAGUUUGACAAUGCAGCGGCUGUGCUCUCUAUUGACGACGAGUUGACAUGUGCCUUCUCGGUCCUCAAGCCAUCGCUAACCUCACAACCUCCUUGACAGUGCGUGGCCCAAGAGGCCCAACAGGUUGCACUGACUGUAGCACUCAGUUUGAGCUGACUGGGCGACGAAUGGGUAUUUGCCCACCGGAUGUGUGGAUUUCAAGGCGAAGC
Messenger RNA from Durusdinium trenchii, 1149 nucleotides. The record is from the annotation of a GenBank genome assembly. Lineage: Eukaryota; Dinophyceae; Suessiales; Symbiodiniaceae.